This is a messenger RNA of Penicillium egyptiacum, 300 nucleotides long. The record is from the annotation of a GenBank genome assembly. NCBI's taxonomy places the organism in Eukaryota, Fungi, Ascomycota, Eurotiomycetes, Eurotiales, Aspergillaceae.
AUGUUCCCUGCCAGGCAUCCUUCUGUGAUCUCGGUCCGUGGGACGGAUACUAAUGGCUUCUUUAAAGAAUUCAACCCUCCUAAGGGCCAGAAUGAAGAGGUGGUUCUUGGCACUCUGGGCCUAGAUGUACCAUCUGCGUGGUGCAACUGUGAUGAAGAGGUUUAUAUGUCCGGUACAUCUCCAGCUACUGCCAUCGCUGCCGGCAUAGCAGGAGUUUUACUGGGAUACAUGGGCUCUAAACCGACCGACGAGACAUUCCGAACUAUCAAAAAUCGGGCGUGGAAGCGCCAAGGAAUGUAG